Molecule: messenger RNA, 2166 nt
Organism: Alosa sapidissima (American shad)
Lineage: Eukaryota; Metazoa; Chordata; Actinopteri; Clupeiformes; Clupeidae
Gene: foxg1c
Product: forkhead box G1c
Exons: 1
Coding region: 225-1478 (417 amino acids)
Biological process (GO): regulation of transcription by RNA polymerase II
Cellular component (GO): nucleus
Molecular function (GO): DNA-binding transcription factor activity; sequence-specific double-stranded DNA binding
Source: RefSeq, a predicted model, not a curated record
UUCACGCUCCUCGGAAGUGUUAUAAUUGGGCCCCGGAGUUCAUUGAUCUGUCACAGAGAUUGACAGCGCUGUAUAGUCAUUUACUGUCAUUGGAUGAGUCCUCGCGCUUAUGAGGAGUUUCGUUCGUUCUCAACUUUAAGCACGGACGCGCGACUCUCUCCAACAACAUCCUUCUGGAUCACUCCAUAAAACGACUUCCACCAAUGCACAAGUGAGUGAUAACCAUGAACGAACUGAAAACGCCAAUGAAACUCCUCCACAAGUCGUCUUUCAGCAUCAGCAGUUUGUUAUUUCAAAGCGAGAUGCUGAUGAAUGAGCGUGGUCCCCUCGUGGAUACGUCGCGCUCUGGAGAUAUCAAGACUCUGUCCCGAGAACAGUUUUUCACGGACCAGAAAACGAGAUGUGCACUUAUUCGAGAUGGGAAAUAUACUUUCAAGGAUGACAAGAAAAACUGUAAGGCACGCUGCAGCUCAAUGCGUGUUGAUAAAUUGUUACCCAGUGAUAAGAAAAGAAAGGGGGUGAAUAAAUCGGUUGACAGAGUUGAGGUGAAAACAGAAAGAGAAGGAGACAGAGGGAGGAAUGGUAAACCUGAGAAACCCCCUUUCAGUUAUAAUGCUUUGAUCAUGAUGGCUAUUCGGCAAAGCCCGGGAAGGCGGCUUACACUCAAUGGUAUUUAUGAAUUUAUCAUGGACAAUUUCCCGUACUACAGGGACAAUAGGCAAGGGUGGCAAAACUCCAUUCGGCACAACCUGAGCCUCAACAAGUGCUUCGUAAAAGUGCCGCGCCACUAUGAUGACCCGGGAAAAGGCAACUACUGGAUGCUGGACCCAUCCAGUGAGGACGUAUUCAUCGGUGGCACGACGGGGAAGCUCCGACGGCGUUCAACGGCUGCGUCCAAAGCAAAACUGGCCAUGAAGAGAGGACCUCGAAUGGCGUCCGCCUCUGCUGCAGGUCUGGCAUUCACGGGAUCCUUCUACUGGCCAGUGCCUCCUCUCCUGGCCCUGCAACACUCUGCACACUCACACCCAUGUUCGACGUCUUUUCUAGGGUCAUCUCAGAGUAACUACGCAGCCUCGUUGCUCUCUCACAGCUCGCACUUAACUUCGGCUGUACCCCCCAGCUCGGACAGGCAGUUGCCAGCCACCCAAGAGAACACUUGCUUUGGAAUAGGGGGAGAACAACACCGACAUCACCAAAUGACUGCAACUGCUUCCUUUGCGUCGUCUUCCUUGCCUUGUUCAUUGCCUCUACCAUGCUCUUUUAACCUGCUCUCUGGUCAAACCAGUUACUUUUAUUCGCAUCAGGUUCCAAACCUGGCCGAUUUUACGUCUUGGUCUCAAGAUGACCACUCACAACCUAAACCAUCACCAGUCGGGCCUUUUCUGUCUGGAAGGAGUUCCUCUGAUUACAUAAGUGGCUUUUGCUCAGAGCUUCCCAACUAUUUUUCUCCUUUCAGCUCCUCUCUCAACAUGCAGUAAAAUGUUGUCAUCACCUACUACACUUUAUAAUCCAACAUGGUAAUUUUACUGCCUUGGAAAGUGACAACACCAUAAUAAGUUUUUAAAAAUUCUGUGUUUUAAAAAAGGUCAUUUUAUGGAACUGAAAUAUUUAAUGUGUGGUAUUAUCAUCUAAGCACAAUUCAUUAUUAAACAGGAUGCUAUGAUGCAGUGACUGUUGAGAGUAAGUCCUGGCAGCUUACUCUCACUCAGUGUUAUGGAGAAAAUCUGUGUGUGUGUGUGUGUGUGUGUGUGUGUGUGUGUGUGUGUGUGUGUGUGUGUGUGUGUGUGCGUGCGUGCAUGCAUUCCACAAAUUUUCAGGAGAUAGGUUUGCAUGCAUCAUAAUCUUAGCCUAUACCUGCUUGUUAAUGGAGAGCCUGUGUAUCUUCAACAUCUUUGAUUAUGUUCAUGGACUGUAUAAAACUAUGUAAAUACUAUGAGAGACAUGUUUCAAAUACCCAAUUGGUCAUUAAAGUAUUAAUUAUGCAGUAAUGCCCAGAUGUACAGUGUUCUGCAAUUGGGCAUUGACUAAAACGUUGCGUAACCCAAUGAACCUCAUUCAGAGUAUUGUGCAAAAAAAUUGUUAUAAGGUGGCACCACAAUAAAGUGCUCUGGAAAAACAUGGAGUUUAUUGUGCUGAACCUGGCUUGUAUUCCAGUAGGAUGAAUGA